GUGGUGUCUUAGCAACCUGUAGCAUUUGUUGUCCUGAAACUAAUGCGUCGAAGAAUCUCCCGUUCCUCUUAAAGUUUGAAUAAUAUACCCCAACUAAUUUAACUUUUUAUGAAGCAAACCUAACUGACGUACAGACUGUGGUUAAGAGUGAUUCGUCAGCCACGUUUACCCGGAAUUAACUUACAUUAUACUCGCUGCGACAACAUACAAAACAACCGGUCGUGUCGCGGUUUAUCCUGCCAGAGGUAGAAAUGAUGAUAGAGAAGCUAAGUUUAGCUUGUGACAGACUGCUAUCACACCAACAGCUAGCAUGCUGCCAGCGUUACUGUGGCAUACCACUGCAUGGCAAGGAUAUGCUGAUUUACAAUAAUAUGGACGUACAACAGAAGUCCCUGCUGCUGACUGGCCACCAUGGUGACAUCAGUGCCAUGACUUUUGGACAAGGAAGCAGACCUGUCAUGCUUUGCUCUGCCUCUGCUGAUUAUAUCAUUGUCUGGGAUAUUGAACUGUGUGCAACGAGAACAAAUGAGGGUAAAAUUGCAGCUGGAAUAGUUAUCGGAACUUUACUGGGUGAAGUCGUCCAUCUUUCUUUCUGUUUCUCUGAUGAACGAGUGGUUGCAUGCUCAGGAAAAACUGCAUAUGUUCUCAGCUCAAAGAGACAGGAAGUGAUCUCUGCCUUGACUGGCCAUCUGGGCCCCUUAACAUCAGCAGAGUUCUGUCCCUGGAAUAAAGAUAUUCUUGUCACCACGUCUGAGGACCGCACCUUCAAGGUUUGGGAUUUAAAAACAGAAGCUGUUGUCCAUCAGUCAUUCGUGCUUUCAGCCACACCACUGCUCAGCGUGUUCUUCUUGGAGGAUGAUAGGCAGCUGAUUACUGGCUCAACUGAUGGACAGGUGUGGUGCUUUUCUCUCAGUGUUGACGGUAAGUGUCACCUGGUGGCUAAAAUGGACAUUCAGAAGAUGGAAAAGAGACAUCAAAUGCAGCAAGAGGCUGUGAGCCAACAAGCAGCAGUUGCUGAACAAUCAGCUGUGGAGACUUCUAAACCUGUCAUCAAAAUGGCUUUAUGUGGUUCAUCAACGGAUACUAAUACUGACCAUAAAAAAGACAACAGCUGGUUUUGUAUUGGAAGCUCCGAUGGCCUAUAUGUAGUGGAUUUGGCCACUUCAGAACUCGUAACGGCACUGUAUUUCAAAGAUUACCCCAACCUGAGCAUCAGAAUGGCUGGGUCAUGGUCAAUAUCACCAGGGAGCAAUAACUCUAUGUUGGUUUUAGUGAGCUCUUUGUUUACUCCAAAUGUGGUUCUGUUGGAGUUGCGUCUGUGUGACUUCGGGCAGAUCCGGGCUGGUGGUGAAGGCUUUUCGGUGUUUCCAAGUGCUCCCCCACUGCUUGACUCUCCUCUGAAAGUUGAGUUAAAGAAGAAGGAACCCAACCAUCCUAAAAAGAAAGCAGGUAUAAAGGACCAGCCUUUGGUUUUCCACACAAAAGUGAAGUCAUCUGGAUACACCAGUGCCCCAAGAAUGACAAUGUUUUCACCCAAAACAAAUGUUCAGAAGAUUUCUUCCCCUAAAAAGGCUCACAAAAAAACAGGUUUACUCCACAGAGAUUACCCAGCAGACAGUGCGGCACCAACUAUUCCAUGUAUUGAUUUAAGCGUUGCCGGCAAACAAGUCUCAUGCCUUCAGUAUUCAGGUGACGGAAAACAAAUCCUGUGUGGUCUUGGCGACAGCUCAGUGUUACUGUAUAAGUCCUGCCUUACUGGCAAUCCAACUGUCUACUUAGGGCACGACAAGCCAGUGAGCGGUGUGAGCUGGAGCCUCAGCAGACAGUGGUGGUUGAGUGCGUCAGAAGACCUGUCACUACGAAUCUGGACGCACUGCUGCUCGGAACCUGCAAUUAUCAUGGGCAACACCAUGUUCUCCAAACCCAUUAAAGGUGCUCAGUUUUAUUAUCUUGACAAAUUUCUACUUCUGGCUUCUGGACCCAUUCUAUACUUGUACUUGUAUAAUGUGGACAACACACGUGAUGACAUAAAAAGAUGUCAGCAACGGAGUGUGGUGAGACAGACAGGAUGCUUUACAACAACAUCAGCAACACACAUCACAGCCUUGUCUGCAAUCAAUGAUUUCUUCUCUUACAUUGUCCUGGUGUGUGGCUCAGAUCGGUCCAUUCAAGUAUUUGACAUGAACAAAGGUACAGUUGCCUCAGAGCUGCCUGAUGCCCACAGCAGAGCCAUCCACUGCAUCACACAGAACAAGGGAUCCGCGUUCAGUACACAGGCUCCGGAUUCCUACAACCUCUUCCUCACAAGUGCAGUCACAGAUGGUGUGAAGAUCUGGGACCUCCGCACACUUAGGUGUGUACGCCGCUAUGAGAAUCAUGUAAACCGCUGCCAUCCUUGCUCUUCAGCCUUCUCACCAUGUGGCCGAUUCAUAGCAUCGGGCUCUGAGGAUAACUGUGCCUACGUGUAUGACAUCCGUAGCAGCACCUACCUCCACAAACUUCCAAAACACUCAGACACAGUGCUCAGUGUAGCUUUCCACCCUGCCAAACCAGAGCUGCUGACUGGAACCCUGGAUGGGAAGCUCAGACUGUUUCAGUCCAGCAGUGGGUCUUAUUUGUCUCUUGACACUAGUGCUGCUGGGCACAGUGUCCCCAACAUGACUGCAUAACAACAGUUGGCUCCUGCAAAGACCAUUCUGGUUUCAUUAAGACAUUUCCAACCCACUUGCUGAGAUUUCAAUGGGAAAGGAGAACCUAAGAGUUUCUUUUUUUUUCUGUUGGUCUGACAAAGAUCAGAAACCAAAGUUUUUCUACAGCUACACUUCAAAUUGCAAAAGAGACUUCCCACUUCAGGUCACUCAUCUUUCUUAAAUUCUCUGUUUAUACUAUUUUUUGUUCUGCCUGAGACAAAGGAACAUCAGUGUUUUGUAUGACCGUCUCUCACUAGAUUAAUUUAACCUCAUUAGAGUGACUCACUAUUUACUUAGUUACAGAUAAUUGCCGCCAACUUUGCCAAAAACAACUGUAUUAGCCCUUAUUUCCAUCUGUUGCGCUUUCUGGAUAGUCCAGCAUCACAUUUAGUUUGUUCGGUAUGUGGAACAGAUGUACUUAUAUAUCACUGACUGUGGCCGCUACUUAGUAGAACAGCACGUAGAGCUAUGACAUCAACUGGGUGCAACCUCUUCGACUGCCAGACACACAGAUGCUCCUACUGUUCAAACUGACACACCCGACCACAUUGUUUGAGCUGUACAUUUACUCUUUGCUACAUCAGUCACAACAAUAUGUCAGCUGCACUGAUAUGUGUAGAGCAGAAUACAAUCUUACGAAUUUACAAUUUUCAAUAAAGAACUACGUUGUUGGUAAUGUC
This is a messenger RNA of Amphiprion ocellaris (clown anemonefish), 3370 nucleotides long. RefSeq names its product WD repeat domain 27 (gene wdr27). The transcript has 24 exons. The record is from RefSeq and is a predicted model, not a curated record. Bases 252 to 2669 code for a protein of 805 amino acids. NCBI's taxonomy places the organism in Eukaryota, Metazoa, Chordata, Actinopteri, Pomacentridae. Gene Ontology annotation, molecular function: protein binding.